AAAUUUAAAGUGCAAACAUCCCCCAAAAAAUUUAACCAUGAAAAAUAAAAAUUUUAAAAUAUCUGCUGAAUUGAUUUCUGAAAUCGUCGCCUACAUCCAUUUUCACCAUAAAUGGGGAAAGAUUCGUGUUUCUAAAUUAUUCGAUCUAUUAGUUAUUAAAUUUCAUAAAAAAUUUAUAACCGAAAUGAAAAUAACUAAACAAGCCAUUGGCGAGGCACUUUCGAAAAUCCUUGGAUAUUUUGUCUACCUUUCUUCCAAUCAGAUGAAGAAACUCAAAAUGGGAGAUGAAGUGCAUAAUACUGGUCCAUUUGAUUCCAUUUUUGUUGUGCUUCGUGAUUUUGCUGGAGAGGCGCCUUUUUUGGGAGAACUUUUAAAUACAAUCUUACAACUUCCACAAAGUCCUCAAGGAGCUUGGCCUGAAUGGCCGACAAAAUAUUUUACUGACCCGAAGGGGGGUUGGGACGGUAUCAACAAGGCAAAAAUCAGCAUUCUCAAACUUCUAUUUGGCCAAUUUGUCGAAUUUUACAAACUUUCUAAUGACAAUUUCACUCUCACUUUUUUGCCGAGAAUUCUUCAACUUCUUAAAGGUAUCCUGUCAAAUUUGCGCCGACUUUUUGGGGUGAAAGAGGAAGACGUGAAGAGUGUGAACUGGGAUGACUACAAUGAUGGAGACGACGGGACUGGUCCCAGUACCUCUGGGACUGGUCCAGGCACCUCGGGAGAUGGGGCCAAACCGCCCAAGAUUCGAAGAAUUAAGUAAAGGAAUUUAAAAAUUAUUUUAAAUAAAUGUUGAAUUUUAAAUUGUUGGAUUUUGUUG
Meloidogyne enterolobii is the source of this 817-nucleotide messenger RNA. The record is from the annotation of a GenBank genome assembly. Lineage: Eukaryota; Metazoa; Nematoda; Chromadorea; Rhabditida; Meloidogynidae.